UGAUUGAAUAUCAGAUUGCUAAUUCAUCACCUUUUACUCGUUUCGACGUUCUUCAACUUAGAGUUCUAGUUUUACAUGGAUAUAUGGUUCAAUUUGGAUCUGUAUAGCGUAGCCGACUAACAUGGCAAAUGAGUUCUUUAGAAGAGUUAUAGUGGAAUAACUUAUCUUUUCCUGUGUUUGAUAUAGUUUCAAUCUAUUAUUUCUUGCAGAUUAGGGUUUUCAGAAGUUUUUGUGGUGGAUUCAGCACUACUGAUACGGUGAAUGGACCUAAACAGGAGCUCAAUGUGGAGAUGCAAGUUUUAAUCAAUAAUGGAUUGCAAAUCAGAUAAAAUUAUGCAUGAUAAUAAUCAGAGCACUGCUGGAGAGGAUAUAUUAGCUAAGACAAGUGGUUCUGAGAUUACUAACAAAGACUUAAAAAGUUCUAAAAGAGAUUUGAGUGAUGGUGCCCAGGCACAAAUCAAGAUAGCUGGUAGCGAAGGUGAAGAGAAUCAUCCAAAGGGUACGUCUCUUGAAGAAAUUGAUGCAUCUGCGGAGGUUAACAUGGAGGCAUUCAUAACAACUGAUGAUGUUAUCCGGGCAGGAGGAUUCGGUGCUCGGGAUGAUAUCAGCAGCUUUCUUCCUGUUGCAAUUGAUUCAACUGAUUUUGAAGCUUCAAUCCGUGAUGCAAGAGAUUAUGAAGAACUAGAACCACAGGGUGAAGUAAGCCGCCCAGGCCUCGGCUGGACCGGAGCUACAAAAGGGGAGUAAACAGUUAUUAUGACAGCUAUGUCCUCAAGUUUUUGCUGUUGCCUUUCUUUGUGUUUUAGUGUUGGACAGUUUUUGGCUAGUCCUUAUGAAGUAUGAUGUUAGAUUCUGUUCUUUUUGUUUUUUGGGAUGAAUAUAAGAACUUGUUCCCCGGAUUCUCGCUGCGGUGGUCAAAGUUAAAUUUGGAAAUAAGUAUCAAUCCUUCACCUGUGUGAAAGAAGGAAAGUAAACGUGAAAAGGGAGAGCUAUUGUUUUUUGAAAAAAAAGUAUAGGAAACAUUCGGUAGAGUA
This is a messenger RNA of Arachis stenosperma, 1034 nucleotides long. RefSeq lists its product as uncharacterized. The record is from RefSeq and is a predicted model, not a curated record. Lineage: Eukaryota; Viridiplantae; Streptophyta; Magnoliopsida; Fabales; Fabaceae. The transcript has 2 exons. The coding region runs from base 310 to 747 and encodes 145 amino acids.